GAAAGAAGAAGAGCUACAACGGGGAGAAAAAUCGAAGUUGCGCACUGCAUUGGUAUUGGUAUCGCGAUUGGUGUCUCGCCGUGUGCAUGUGACAGCAAGUGCAGUUAGUUUCUAACUGUAAACGUUUCGGGGCCUUGAGAUGGCACCCAAAAAGUAGAUUCCACUGCGAGUUCCACACGAAACCGCAUCCUUCCCACCCCCAGCGUUGGACUGAGCGAUUUAGCAUUCGGAGGCUGUGGCCAGCCCACCGCGCAACCCCCCCAGCCCUCGAUUCGCCCACAAAUGGAGGAGUUCGGUCCGCCAAGCAAUCCGUCUGCGGUUGCGUCACGUGGCCGCGGACGUGGUCGCCCACCGAAAGUGGCGCCUCCAGCCAUGGCAGCGUUAAAGAAUGCCGAUGCAGAGGCAUCGCCCACGCCGGCAGAGGAUCAGGAUUCCGGACAGAGCGAGUGCCGGCGCAGUUCGCGCAAGAAGAUCAUCAAGUUCGAUGUCCGGGAUUUGCUCAACAAGAAUCGCAAGGCGCACAAAAUCCAGAUCGAGGCACGCAUCGACUCGAAUCCCAGUCCCGGCCAGUCGGCGGGCACAACUGGUGCAACCACAUCCGCGACCAUAGCUGCCGCAUCAGCCGCAUCUGGAAACUCAGUCGCGUCCGUGAGCCGUUUGUUCUCCAUGUUCGAGAUGAGCCACCAAUCGCUGCCGCCACCACCGCCGCCGCCCGCUCUCGAGAUCUUCGCCAAGCCAAGGCCCACACAGAGUCUGAUUGUCGCCCAGGUGACCAGCGAACCAUCGGCUGUCGGUGGCGGACAUCCCGUACAGCCGAUGGCCAAUCAACAAGCGGUGACACCUCGCAAGCGGGGUCGCCCGCGGAAGAGCCAACCAGCGGAAGUGGCCAUAGUUCCAACUGUCAUUGCACCCAGCUGCUCCGAUUCCGAUACGAACUCCACCAGCACCACCACUUCCAACAUGAGCAGUGACAGCGGCGAGCUACCAGGUUUUCCCAAACGAAAGCCAAAGUCCAAGUUGCGCGUCUCGCUCAAACGCCUGAAUCUGUCCAGACGGCAGGCGUCCUCCGAUUCGGGAAACUCACCAUCGUCUUCUUCGCCAGAGGUGGAGCCACCAGCACUGCAGGAUGAGAAUGCUCUGGACGAGCAGCCGGAUCAGGAGCAGAACCUGUCCGGAAUGGUCGUUGCCGAGGAGACAUCCGAUUCCGACUCACAGAUCAUUUUCAUCGAGAUCGAAACGGAGAGCCCCAAGGGGCAGGAGGAGCAGGAGGAGCAGGAAGAGGAACGGCCAGUCGAAGUGGAGCCACAAGAACUGAUCGACAUCGACAUCGAGCUGGCCAAGCAGGGACCCACACCCGACCCGGAACAAGAUCUAGACGAGAUUAUGGUGGAGGUGCUCAGUGGGCCACCCAGCCUCUGGUCAGCGGACGACGAAGCCGAGGAGGAGGAGGAUGUGACAGUCCAAAGAGCCACGCCACCGGAAAACGAACCGGCAGCAGACUCCUCCUCACCAGCGCCACGGCGCAGCAGGCGCUCAGCGCCGUUGAGUGGCAGCAGUCGCCAGGGGAAGACUCUCGAGGAGACCUUUGCCGAGAUAGCCGCCGAGAGCAGCAAGCAGAUCCUGGAGGCGGAGGAGUCACAGGAUCAGGAGGAGCAGCACAUACUGAUAGAUCUCAUCGAAGACACGCUAAGUGAGCCAGAGGUCAUGUCGUCGGUGUCCCCCAUUAUCGAGCACACGGAGCUGGCAGAAGAAAUCGUAGUCGAGGAUAACCAAUUGGAUGUAGUCCUUGAAUCCAAGCCGGAAUUGGUCAUUGAAGCUUCUCCGCAGGUUGCAGAAACCAAGGCUGUGGCUCCGAAGGCAGAACAAGCAUUUUCAGAGUCUGACAAGAUUGCUGCAACCGUGAAAGAAGUCAUUCCCGAGCCAAAAGUGGCAACUAAAGCCACACGGAACGAGGAAUUGGCCAGCGCAGUGGUUCCGAAGCCAGAAUUGGUCACUGUAGAGAGAUCUCCUAUUGCACAAGGAAUUGCUGAAACCAUGGAGCAACUACAUGAACAACCAACCAUACCAACAAAACCACCUACAGAAACCAUCAUUGCAGAAACGAAACCAACCUUAGAAGUCGCAAAGGAGACGCCACCAAAAGAAGAAGCCGCUGCAAGGCCAGCGGAGGAGGAUCAGCCCGCAUCGCAGACAGCAGAAACUAUUCCCGGCUCCGAACGAAUUCCACUUAUUGAAGUGGAAGCAAAAGUGGCUCCACCUGUGUUUUUCGUUCGUGACACCCGAGAUAAAGCAAUUGGAGAAGCAGGCGGCGACGAAACGUCACUGUCAGCAGUAGAAAAGUCAAACACAGUGACUGAGUUCCUGACUGAAAUCACUGCACGGAACACUGAGGCAGCAGAGGCGGAUAAAUCACUGGUCGAGCCCAAAUCCCGCGAAUAUAGCGAAAGCAAACAGGAGCAGAGUAAAGCAGCUGUGCUGGAGAUGAAGGAGCGCAACCACCAAGUGGAGCACAAGAAAGCACCGAUACCAGAGAUGAAGGAGCGCAAGAAACCACUCGCCGAAACUGCGUCCAAGAGGGAGAAGGAACUUGAGAAACCAGCCAGAUCCUCACCAGCAGCUGUGGCCAAAAGGGAACGUGUAGCCGAGAGGGAGAAGGAGUUCGUUAAAUCCACAAAAGAGUCGGUGACUCCUGCCAAACAAAAAGAGACUGCAAAAGCGGCAAAGGAAGCCGCUGCGAAGAAGGAAGCUGAAAAGGAGAAGUCGUCAGCAAAGGAUGAUGCAUCCGUAGCUCUGGAUGAACUGGACAAAUCCUCCGUUGAUUUUACACCUAAAAAGGAUAAAAAUACUGCCCCAUGCCCACCGCUGCUCCCUAUUUUGGAGAGGAGCAGCACCAAAGCACAACAAGAAUCUGCACAGUCAGAGAUCUCGAAAACCACAUCGAAUGAAGCUGCUGCUUCCGCGCCCAAAGAGGAUGCACCCAAAGAGGAGCAGGCAGCAAAGAAACCGCUCGCCGACAAUGCCACAACAUCGGUGGCAUCCACCAAGGCCAAGGAGAAACUCGCGGCCGGCUUCGUUGAGUGCGAUGCCAUGUUCAAGGCCAUGGACAAGGCCAAUGCCCAGAUGCGUCUCGAGGAGAAGAGCAAGAAGAAGCUGAAGAAGGUGCCGCCCAAGGUGGAGGCACCCAGUCCAGUGCCCACCGCCAUGCCGGUUCCUGGCAACAAAAAGCCGCUGGCAAGCAAGGCCAGUUCGCGCAGGAACACCGUGUACGAGGACUCACCCAAGCAGGACAGGCACAGUUCGCCCAGCUCCGAUUCCGCGCAAGCAAACGCCACGGCCAGCAGCAAGUUGAAGCGAUCGAAGGCCAAGAAGAAGCUUAAUCCGCGACGCAGCACGAUUUGUGAGGAGGCAAAGGAUCUCAGAGCGAGCACGAGCAGCACACCCACUGAGGAGGUGGCCGCCAGCUCGCCAGUUUCCACCUCAUCGGAUUCCUCCUCGAAGCGAAACGCCGCCAAGCGAACCUCGAGAGCCGUGCAGCUGCCCGGUGGCUCCAAGUUGGACCAGCGACGCAACACCAUCUGCGAGGAUCGUCAAGCCGAGACAGCCAUACCAGUGCCGCUGACCAAGCGCCGCUUCUCGAUGCAUCCCAAGGCAUCCGCGAAUCCGCUGCACGACACCCUACUGCGCACGUCGGGCAGGAAGCGGGGCCGCAAGGGUGGCAAGGAGUCACUGAGCCGCCAGAGUUCGCUGGACUCCAGUUCGAGUGCCUCGCAAGGGGCAACGAAAAAGAAGGCCCAAAAGUCUGCCGAUGCCCUGAAUGCGGCUCUCUUGGAAACGGAGUCCUCCGAGUCCACAUCAUCGGGCAGCAAAAUGCGCCGCUGGGAUGUGCAAACCUCGCCGGAACUGGAGGCUACCAAUCCGCUCAGCGAUAUUGCCAAGUUCAUCGAAGACGGCGUCAAUCUUCUCAAGCGCGACUACAAGGUGGAGGAAGACCAACGCGAGGAGGGGCAGGAUGAAGUGAAACGCGAGGCAAAUCCCGAGGAGGAUGAAUUCGCGCAGCGCGUGGCUAAUAUGGAAACCCCGGCCACAACGCCCUCUCCAUCGCCCACGCAAUCGAAUCCAGAGGAAUCGGCCAGCACCACGACCAUUCUGCAGGAGAGCAACACCGGCGGCGGAGUGCGUCGCUCGCAUCGGAUCAAGCAGAAGCCGCAGGGACAACGCGCCAGUAAGGGCAGAGGUGUGGCCAGCAUGGUGCUGGCACCGAUCAGCAUGGACGAGCAGCUGUCCGAGCUGGCCAACAUCGAGGCGAUCAACGAGCAGUUCCUGCGCAGCGAGGGUCUCAACACGUUCCAGCUGCUAAAGGAGAACUACUAUCGUUGCGCCAGGCAGGUGAGCCAGGAGAACGCCGAGAUGCAGUGCGACUGCUUUCUCACCGGCGACGAGGAGGCGCAGGGUCAUCUAAGCUGCGGCGCCGGCUGCAUCAACCGAAUGCUGAUGAUCGAGUGCGGCCCACUGUGCACGAAUGGUGCACGCUGCACGAACAAGCGCUUCCAGCAGCACCAGUGCUGGCCAUGUCGCGUUUUCCGCACGGAGAAGAAGGGAUGCGGCAUUACGGCGGAACUGCAAAUACCGCCGGGCGAAUUCAUCAUGGAGUAUGUGGGCGAGGUGAUCGACAGCGAGGAGUUCGAGCGACGACAGCAUCUGUACUCGAAGGAUCGCAAUCGUCACUACUAUUUCAUGGCGCUGCGUGGCGAGGCCAUCAUCGAUGCCACCUCCAAGGGCAACAUCUCGCGGUACAUCAACCACAGUUGCGAUCCCAAUGCCGAGACGCAGAAGUGGACGGUCAACGGUGAGCUGCGCAUUGGCUUCUUCAGCGUGAAGCCCAUUCAGCCCGGCGAGGAGAUCACCUUCGAUUACCAGUACCAGCGGUAUGGCCGAGAUGCCCAGCGUUGCUACUGCGAGGCAGCCAACUGCCGGGGCUGGAUUGGCGGCGAACCGGACUCGGAUGAGGGCGAGCAACUGGAUGUGGACACUGACAGCGAUGCUGAGUUGGACGAGGAGGAGCUGGAGGCCGAGCCGGAGGCGGAGGAGGGCCAGUCGCGCAAGACAUCGGCGAAGGCAAAGGCGAAGGCGAAGCUCAAGGCGAAACUACCGCUGGCCACCAGUCGCAAGCGCAAGGAGCAGCCGAAGCCCAAGGAUCGCGAGUACAAAGCCGGCCGCUGGCUAAAACCCUCCGCUGGCGGCCCAUCAUCGGCGGAGAAGACCUCGAGGAAGCCGAAGGUCAACAAAUUCCAUGCAAUGCUCGAGGAUCCCGAUGUGCUCGAAGAACUCUCGCUGCUCAGUCGCAGCGGGCUGAAGAACCAGCUGGACACGCUGCGCUUCUCGCGUUGCAUGGUUCGUGCCAAGCUGCUCCACACACGUCUCCAACUGCUCGGUGUGCUGACGCGUGGCGAGCUGCCAUGUCGUCGUCUCUUCCUCGACUAUCACGGCCUGAGAUUGCUGCAUGCCUGGAUAAGCGAGAAUGGCAACGAUGACCAGUUGAGAGUGGCCCUGCUGGACACCCUCGAAUCGCUGCCCAUUCCGAAUCGCACCAUGCUGAAUGACAGUCGCGUCUACCAGAGUGUCCAACUCUGGAGCAACAGUCUGGAGCAGCAGCAAGCUACAGUGGCACACGCAUCGCAGGCGGCGCUGCACAAACGGAUGGUGGCGCUGCUGCAAAAGUGGCAAGCACUGCCGGAGAUCUUCCGCAUACCCAAGCGCGAACGCAUCGAGCAGAUGAAGGAGCACGAACGGGAGGCGGAUCGCCAGCAGAAGCACGUCCAUGCCAGCACCGCGCUGGAGGAUCAGCGGGAACGGGAGAGCAGCAACGAUCGCUUCAGGCAGGACCGCUUCCGUCGCGACACGACGAGCAGUCGCAUUAGCAAACCCACUCGCAUGAGCGGCAACAAUACGAUAUGCACGAUUACCACGCAGCAGAAGGGCAGCAACGGCGCCAUGGACGGCAUGGCCAGGAGCGACAAUCGUCGCCGCUCCGACAUGGGACCCUCCACAGAGCCCAGGCGUACGCUGUCAAAGGAGCUGCGACGCAGUCUGUUCGAGAGAAAGGUGGCUCUGGAUGAGGCGGAGAGGCGGGUGUGCAGCGAGGACUGGCGCGAGCACGAGCUGCGCUGUGAGUUCUUUGGCGCCGAACUGAACACGGAUCCCAAGCAGCUGCCCUUCUACCAGAACGCGGACACUGGCGAGUGGUUCAACAGCGACGACAUGCCCGUGCCAGCGCCACCGCGCACAGAGCUCCUGUCGCAGGCGCUGCUCUCACCCGAAAUGGAUGGUGGCCAGGUCGCUCCAGCCGUCGAGUAUAAACUACCGGCUGGUGUGGAUCCCCUGCCGCCCGCCUGGCACUGGCGGAUGACCAGCGACGGCGACAUCUACUACUACAAUCUGCGCGAACGCAUAUCGCAAUGGGAGCCACCCAGUCCGGAGCAGCGCCUGCAGACGCUGUUGGCGGAGGAUCCCACGCAGCAGCCGCUGCACGAGCUGCAGAUCGAUCCCGCGCUCCAGGCCAACGAGCUGAUUCAGGUCGACAUGGACUACGUGGGCUCGCUCAGUUCCAAAUCCCUGGCGCAGUACGUAGAGGCCAAGGUGCGGGAGCGUCGUGAGCUGCGUCGCAGUCGGCUGGUCUCCAUUCGACUGAUUAGUCCACGAAGGGAUGAGGAUCGGCUGUACAACCAGUUGGAGUCCCGCAAGUACAAGGAGAACAAGGAGAAGAUCCGGCGACGCAAGGAGCUCUACCGACGCCGCAAACUCGACGCCCCACCCGAUGCGGCAGCCAAUGCGGAGGAUGCUCAGCCCGGCAAGCCGCUGACCAUUCAGGCCUACUUGUACUCCUCCGACGAGGAAGCGACUGAAGCACCAGCAGCGGAACAGACCGCCACCGCCGCCGAGGGUACUGUGGCGCCGGACGAAGAGCAGGCAUCACUGAACCUGGCACCGAGUACCAGUCACGCCGCCCUGGCGGCUCUGGGCAAGUCAGUGGCCCAGGCGAUGCAGCCGAGCGCUGUGGGUGCGGCUGCCAAGCGGAAGCUACCCAUGCCACCAAGUGUUUCGGUCAAGAAGCAUCGGCAGGAACAGCGGAGCAAGAAGGGCACGAGUGGCCAGAGUCUCCUGACCACCACCAGUGGACGCGAGGCGCACGAGAAGUUCCGCUUCGAGAUCAGCGGUCAUGUGGCCGAUUUCCUGCGUCCGUAUCGCAAGGAGAGCUGCCAGCUGGGUCGCAUCACCAGCGAUGAGGAUUACAAGUUCCUGAUUAAGAGGCUAAGCCAUCACAUUACCACCAAGGAGGUGCGGUACUGCGACCUCACCGGCAAUCCCCUGUCCUGCACGGAGUCAGUGAAGCACAAGUCCUACGACUUCAUCAACCAGUACAUGCGCAAGAAGGGACGCGUCUACCGGAAGCCAGCGGAGAGCACCAUAUUCUAGCCCACUGCCGCCACUCCAGCGACUCCCAACAACAACAAGAAGUCCAUUGAUUGCUAGCGAGGAUGUGUCUCUGCAGCGGCACCAGAACCCGAACCAAAUCCCACACGGAACUAAAACUAUACAUUUACUUUAGAUACGAAUUUAGUUAAGGAACUUAGACCCCUAGGAUGCGAUCUACCCCUCGAAGUGGGUAGCGUUUUUCGGGUGGGGCAAAACGACUAGAACAUUGUACAUCUACAUCUUCGAAGGAGAUAGAAAAUUAAUGAAUUGGCGGGCAAAGUAAGGGGAAAACUGCAAAAAAAUCCAAACUGGGGCUUCAUAUUUCCAAUAAGUGGUUACAAUUUGUAAUUAAUAAGCAUUUUUAUUUACAUUUUCAUUGCUAUUCACCAGCUGACAAACAAUAAACAUAAACACAAUAACAUAAAAUGUA
This is a messenger RNA of Drosophila santomea, 7903 nucleotides long. It is a transcript of the gene Set2, whose product is annotated as probable histone-lysine N-methyltransferase CG1716. Lineage: Eukaryota; Metazoa; Arthropoda; Insecta; Diptera; Drosophilidae. Gene Ontology annotation, molecular function: DNA binding; protein binding; histone H3K36 methyltransferase activity. Gene Ontology annotation, biological process: regulation of DNA-templated transcription. Gene Ontology annotation, cellular component: nucleus; chromosome. The coding region runs from base 283 to 7473 and encodes 2396 amino acids. The record is from RefSeq and is a predicted model, not a curated record. The transcript has 5 exons.